AUGCGUGCUUGCCCGCAACUGGUUCUCAUCCUUUCGGCCAUCGCUGCUGUUGAUGGUGCGGCGGGUUCUAAUUGUCGCCAUGGACGGCCGAAGAAUGGCAAUUCGAUUCCAGAUGUCUCCGCCAACCCGUAUCUGGCAACAGCAAAAGAUGCCUCUAGUAUUAUUCCCACUAUUUCGACAACAGUAGAGUCGGCGAAGACUGGGCAAGCGCAAACCGCUGUCUCGACUGAAAAGCCUCAAGUAACUGAGCCUACCAUUGAUGCCGGGGAUAUCCAGCCUCAAGAGCUCGACACGUCAUCACAGAAUACAGCUUCACUAUCGACAUCGCGCCAAACGAGAAGUACCAUGGCUGCUCUGAAGGAGCCUGCCAAGAAGUUUUGUGGCAAACCUAACGAAUCCGAGGUUCUCUUUGGAACGCCGUGGAUUGUCUUCUCCAUGAACUACAACUAUCAGUCUAUCAAAGGCUCUUCCUGUUGGAGCGUGCUAUGGGACAUUGAUCCUACUGUCGGCACGAACCUCGUCAAGGGUUACAACUUUAUCGGUCUCACACAGGGUCUCGAAACAAGGCUCAGUGAUAUCAAGAGUAUUCCCUCCAAGUACGAGUGGACCACUAGCAAGACUACUGAUUAUAAAGGGAAUGUUGUGUACGACUUUAUGACCUCUGAUACAAAGGGAGACUCAACCACUAGCAAGGCGCAGGAGCUCAUGCUCUGGCUAAACUGGCAGGGAGGUCAAGUUACUAUUGGAUGGGGUGAGGGGCCAAUCGCUACCAUCGAUGGACUAUUUGGCAAAGACGGCUGGAAGCUGUACCAAGGCGUCAACGCCGAUACUGGCAUCACAGUGUCCUCGCUCCUUUGUCCCGAAGAUGGCCAGUUCGGUGACGAAGACGGCGGCAGUUUUGAAGGUGACAUCAAGGACUGGCUUGUAGCCCUGUCCAAGGAGGGCGUGUUCAAGUCAGACACGUAUGUCAAUGUUGGAAAUGCUGGCAUGGAACCUUACUACGGCACUGUCGACUUUGACAACCAUCUGAGCCUUCGGAUCAACGUUUAG
Molecule: messenger RNA, 1050 nt
Organism: Fusarium subglutinans
Lineage: Eukaryota; Fungi; Ascomycota; Sordariomycetes; Hypocreales; Nectriaceae
Product: xyloglucan-specific endo-beta-1 4-glucanase A
Exons: 3
Coding region: 1-1050 (349 amino acids)
Biological process (GO): polysaccharide catabolic process
Molecular function (GO): cellulase activity
Source: RefSeq, a predicted model, not a curated record